Entrophospora candida is the source of this 228-nucleotide messenger RNA. The record is from the annotation of a GenBank genome assembly. Lineage: Eukaryota; Fungi; Glomeromycota; Glomeromycetes; Entrophosporales; Entrophosporaceae.
AUGAAGAAGAUUAGAAACAGCGGUAAUUUUUAUGGUAAUUGCCCUCAAUGUAAUAAACCUCGGACUGACCUGAAUUUUUGUAUUAAUUGCAAACGUAAUUAUCACAUUGAAAUUUUGAUAGGUGUGGAUCUUAUUGAAUACCGUGAUAAAGGUUGCUUUGGUGAAAUCCAUUCUGCGUACUGGUUGAGUGAUCCUUUGUCUAUGUGGGAUCGUGAUUUCGUGAUUUAG